AUGCUGAACUUGCCGCUGCUCCUGACCUUACUCAGUCUCCGGCAGACAGGUUACUGCUACAACAUCAACCCUGAGAAGCUGAAGGGUCUGUCCAAGGCGAGGCUGGAGUUAUCUGUGCUUAAAGAGGUCAAGGCCUUUAUAGAAGAAGAUCUUCCUCUUUACCACAAUCUGCUACUAAGGUAUUCGUCGGGAUCACAUCCAGAGCUCGUCCUCCUCAACUACGUGUACGUGGAACUGGAUCGGAUUCCGAUCAAUCAGAUGUCACAGGAAGAGAUUAAUGAGUUGCUGCAGGACCUGGGCUUUUUCAAGAAGAGGAACAUUGAUGACCUGGUGCCAGAGGACAUGUACUUCUCUCCUCUCCGAGGUCUGCCCAACCCCCGCCCCAGCCUGCUGAAAAAAGGGCUGAAAAUAAAACGUCUCGUGAACCAGACCGAGGAUAUGAAGGAGGAUCUGUAG
Molecule: messenger RNA, 456 nt
Organism: Callorhinchus milii (elephant shark)
Lineage: Eukaryota; Metazoa; Chordata; Chondrichthyes; Chimaeriformes; Callorhinchidae
Gene: selenom
Product: selenoprotein M
Exons: 5
Coding region: 1-456 (151 amino acids)
Cellular component (GO): endoplasmic reticulum lumen
Molecular function (GO): oxidoreductase activity
Source: RefSeq, a predicted model, not a curated record